CGCAAGCGACGUUGGGCAGAGCCGAGCCGAGCGCUGGGGAGGCGGAGGCCGAAGCAGGAGGCGCAGGAGCAGCAUCAGCAUCGCCGCCGCCGCUGCCGCCGCCGCCGCCAUCCAUCUUCUGCAAGCCGGCGGAGCAGGUGCCGCUGUCGGUGGGAGCGCCUUCUAUCCGCGGCGCGGGGCUCGUCGAUCAGCGGAGGAAGAGGACGAGGCGGCGGCGCCAAGAUGUUGGAGAUCCAGUUGGACGACGGCGGCGUCGGGGGCUACCCGGGUGACGACUACUGCUCCGGCUCGGUGAUGUCGGAGCGGGUGUCGGGCCUGGCCAACAGCAUCUACCGCGAGUUCGAGCGCCUCAUCCGCUGCUACGACGAGGAGGUGGUCAAGGAGCUGAUGCCGCUGGUGGUGACGGUGCUGGAGAACCUCGACUCGGUGCUCACCGACAACCAGGAGCAUGAGGUGGAGCUGGAGCUCCUGCGCGAGGACAACGAGCAGCUGCUCACGCAGUACGAGCGGGAGAAGGCGCUGCGCAAGCAGGCCGAGGAGAAGUUCAUUGAAUUUGAAGAUGCACUGGAACAGGAGAAGAAGGAAUUGCAGAUACAGGUCGAGCACCUUGAAUUUCAAACACGGCAGCUGGAGUUAAAGGCCAAAAACUAUGCAGACCAGAUUUCCAGGUUGGAAGAGCGUGAAUCAGAAAUGAAGAAAGAGUACAAUGCUCUUCACCAGCGUCACACAGAGAUGAUCCAGACCUACGUGGAACACAUUGAGCGAUCCAAGAUGCAGCAAGUUGCUGGAAAUAGUCAGAAUGAGAGUGGACUACCUGGAAGGAGUCACCGCCAGUCAUGGAGGAAAAGCAUGAAGAGGCGUCCCAAUUCUCUGAACAUCCCCCUCACAGAUGACAUGGUACGUGGGCAGGUGGGCGCCAAGAUCGCCCCCGCAGUGGACCACUGGCACCUGAGUGACCUCGGCCAGCUGCAGUCCAACUCCGGCUACAAGUGCCCGCCUGAUGAAAUGUCUGAGUCUGGACAGUCCUCAGCAGCUGCUACGCCCAGCACCACCGGAACGAAAUCCAACACACCCACCUCGUCCGUGCCCUCUGCUGCUGUCACCCCCCUGAAUGAGAGCCUUCAGCCCAUGAAUGACUACAUCACGUCAAAGAACAACAAGCGGUCGCGGGAGAAACGGAAUAGUAGAAAUAUGGAAGUCCAGGUCGCCCAAGAGACGAGGAAUGUGAGCAUAGGGAUGGGAAGCAGCGAUGAGGGAUCAGAUUUUCAAGAUAUUGAUUCUACUCCGGAACUGGAUAUGUGCCAGGAUCCCAGGCUGGAACGCACAGGAAACAGCCCUACUCAGGGGAUCGUGAACAAAGCCUUCGGCAUCAACACCGACUCGCUGUACACUGAACUUACUGAAGUCGGCUCGGAAGCCAUUGGAGAUGUGGAUGAAGGAGCGGACCUCCUAGGGGAGUUUUCAGGGAUGGGCAAAGAAGUGGGGAACCUGUUGAUGGAGAACACGCAGCUACUGGAAACAAAAAAUGCUUUGAACAUAGUGAAGAACGAUUUAAUUGCAAAGGUAGACCAGCUCACCGGGGAGCAAGAGGUGUUGAAAGGUGAGCUUGAAGCAGCAAAGCAAGCGAAAGCCAAGAUGGAAGCUAGAAUCAAGGAACUCGAAGAAGAACUGAAAAGAGUGAAAUCCGAAGUGAUCGUUGCCCGUCGAGAGCCCAAAGAAGAGGUGGAGGAUGUAAGCAGCUAUCUCUGUACAGAAUUGCCGUCCUCCUCCCCCCUGCAGGACAACAUUCCCAUAGCUCAGCGCCGGCGGUUCACCCGCGUGGAGAUGGCCCGGGUCUUGAUGGAGCGCAACCAAUACAAGGAGAGGUUGAUGGAGCUGCAGGAGGCUGUCAGGUGGACCGAGAUGAUCAGAGCCUCUCGGGAGCACCCUUCUGUCCAGGAGAAAAAGAAAUCUACUAUUUGGCAAUUCUUCAGCCGCCUGUUCAGCUCCUCCUCCAGUCCUCCACCUGCCAAAAGGAGUUACCCAUCAGUGAACAUCCAUUACAAAUCUCCCACGGCAGCUGGGUUCAGCCAGCGCCGCAGCCACACUAUGUGCCAGAUCUCUGCUGGGAAUCGCACCCUUGAGUUCUUCCCGGAUGAUGACUGUACGUCAUCCGCACGUCGCGAGCAGAAGCGCGAACAGUACCGCCAAGUCCGGGAGCACGUGCGGAAUGAUGACGGUCGCUUGCAGGCCUGUGGGUGGAGCCUGCCCGCCAAAUACAAGCAGCUGAGUCCCAAUGGUGGCCAAGAGGACAACCGGAUGAAAAAUGUCCCUGUGCCUGUGUACUGCCGCCCACUAGUGGAAAAGGACCCAACCAUGAAGUUGUGGUGUGCAGCUGGUGUCAAUUUGACAGGUUGGAAGCCUGUGGAACCAGAUACUGGAAAUGGACAGAAACCAGAUCCAGGAUGUGACCCUCUCACUUGCGACCGAGAAGCAGAAGGAGAGAGCACCAAGAGUAACCACACAUCGCCAGAAAAGAAAAAGGCCAGAGAGUUGCACGAGAUGGAUGCCACAUCCAGCAGAGUGUGGAUCCUCACGAGCACCUUGUCUACAAGCAAAGUUGUGAUCAUAGAUGCCAACCAGCCAGGGACAGUGGUAGAUCAUUUCACCGUCUGCAAUGCUCAUGUUCUUUGCAUCUCCAGCAUUCCAGCGGCCUGUGACACUGACUAUCCUCCUGGAGAAAUCUUUCUGGAAGGGGACAUCAAUCCCGAAGAGUCCUCUGAAACCGAUGGUGUCUUGGCAGGCAUCACCCUGGUGGGCUGUGCGACCCGGUGCAAUGUGCCCAGCAGCAACUGCUCCUCCCGCGGAGACACUCCAGUGUUGGAUAAAGGACAGAGUGAGGUGCCUGCCGUGAGCAACGGCAAGAUCAACCAGUCCCAGUCCACCGAGGAGGCGACAGAAGCUACAGAGGUGCCAGAGAAUGGGGUACACGAAAUGGAGCCAGCCCAAGUCCGCCCAGGCCCCCUUACGGAACAUGUGUUUACAGACCCAACCCCAGUUCAAGUGCCUGUGAGGCAAAACAGUGAGAACGGGCAGCCAAAGAUGGAGUCAAGCACAGCAGCCCAGGAGCAAGAGGCAAAUGGAAAUGCAGCUGGCACUACCACAAGCGCUGCCCCUACCAUGUGGCUGGGAGCACAGAAUGGCUGGUUGUACGUGCACUCAGCAGUCUCAAACUGGAAGAAAUGUCUACACUCAAUCAAACUGAAGGAUUCAGUGCUGAGCCUGGUGCACGUAAAAGGACGUGUUCUCGUGGCCCUGGCUGAUGGAACCCUAGCCAUAUUCCAUCGAGGAGAAGAUGGUCAGUGGGACCUCAGCAAUUACCAUCUCAUGGACCUGGGUCACACACACCAUUCUAUUCGCUGCAUGGCUGUGGUGUAUGACCGAGUGUGGUGCGGCUACAAGAACAAAAUCCACGUCAUCCAGCCCAAAACGAUGCAGAUAGAGAAGUCCUUUGAUGCCCACCCUCGCCGGGAGAGCCAGAUCCGACAGUUGGCUUGGAUUGGGGACGGUGUUUGGGUUUCCAUCCGCCUGGAUUCCACGCUGAGGCUGUACCAUGCUCACACCCAUCAGCAUCUCCAGGAUGUAGACAUUGAGCCCUAUGUCAGCAAAAUGUUAGGCACCGGAAAGCUGGGUUUCUCAUUUGUGCGGAUUACAGCGUUACUCAUUGCGGGCAACCGUCUGUGGGUAGGGACAGGCAACGGGGUUGUCAUUUCCAUCCCAUUGACGGAGACUGUAGUCCUCCACCGAGGUCAGCUCCUUGGGCUCAGGGCCAAUAAGACAUCCCCAACAUCUGGAGAAGGGAACCGGCCUGGCGGGAUCAUACAUGUGUACGGCAGCGACGACAGCAAUGACAAGUCUGCCAGCAGUUUUAUCCCUUACUGCUCCAUGGCUCAAGCCCAGCUCUGCUUCCAUGGUCACCGUGACGCAGUCAAAUUCUUUGUCUCUGUGCCUGGUAACGUUCUGGCAACACUGAACGGGAGUGUGCUAGACAGCCCCUCCGAGAACCCCAGCACGGCCACCAUCGAGGCCGAGGGCCAGAAGCUCAAGAACGUCCUGGUGCUCAGUGGUGGGGAAGGGUACAUUGACUUCCGGAUUGGAGAUGGAGAAGAUGACGAGACGGAGGAAAAUGCAGGAGAAGCCACCCAAGUCAAGCCCAUCCUCUCCAAGGCUGAACGGAGCCACAUCAUUGUGUGGCAAGUUUCCUACACCCCCGAAUGAGCUACUCUUGUCUUUUCUUUUUCUGCCAAUUAUAACUCUCUCCCCUCUGAUCCCCCCAAACUCCCGGAAUGCCAGUAUGUACAUACCAGAACUCCUGCAUUUCUCCUACUGCUGGAAAACCGAGGCCCCAGAAAACCAACCGCAACAGCUCCUGCACUGGAUAGCGGCACCCUCCCUCGUCUAACCUCCAAACCUGCAGCUUUCAUCUUGGGCCUGCACGCUUUCCAAAACAGCUGGGUUACUGCCAGCUGUCCAAAGGGGGAGAAUCAUGGCAAUGAAGGCCCCUCCGCCCCGCCCCCCAAGCGAGGCAACGAGAGAUGCACAGGCAGAGCGGACUUGGCUUGGAUGAGGUUUUCAAGACGGUCCCCUCCCUCCUUCCUUCAUCUGCCUGCAUGGAAGAACUAAGCUUUUUUACCGGCUCCCGCCCCUGCCCACUUCGCCACCACGGAGGCAGCGCUGACAGCAUGCACUGGUCUGCAAACCUGGACGAGAGAGGUGGCUCCCAUCGUAACAAAGUGAACAUUCCAACCUUGUCUCCUUUGCUGUGUCUCUAUGGGACCUGCUCACAGGGGAUUACCUGGGAUAAACUGGGAGGUUGGGAAUCCAAAAGAGCGUAUGGAUGCUUUUGGGAACACUUUGGUGUGGAAGUCUACAGCGGGAUGUCAGUGCCCAGAGAUGGACCACAGGCACAAGAUGGGCUUCCACCGCUGAAGCUGUUUAGAUCUGGGCCUGGGCACUUAAAAGCAUAACUCAAGUCGGUAGAGCAUGAGACUUUUAAUCUCAGGGCCGUGGGUUUGAACCCCACGUUGGGGUUUUGCAGGAGGUUAUGGUCCCUUCCAACUUUACACUUCUGUGGUUCUAUUUAUGGGAGAGCUCUUUGAGAGUCCCAGUGUGCCCAGCUCUGAACUCCUUAGAGGAAGGGGAAGAUUCAAGCCCAACAAAUACCAUAUAUAGUAAUUCAGGUGAGAGGCACAAUUGGUAGACUUGAAGGUGGGGUGGGCAUCUCCAGCUCUUUGUAGCAGUGGGUGGUGUGCUGAUGGAGAGGAAGGCAAUAUGUAUGUUUUUAGCUGGUAUGUGGAGAGUAAUCGAAAGAACUGGGAAGUCCUCUGCUGUUGAAAGGCCACCAAGGUGUGCUUUGUGCUCCCUUGCCUGGUGCUGUUCCACUAGGGCCCCAAUGGAGACUUGGGUGUUGGAUAUGGCUCUCAGAGGUAUUCAAAUGUAUCUUGCAGGCAAUUCAGGAAAGAAAGAGGUCCAGAUGGAGACUAGGCCCCCUCCCUCUCCAUGACAUAUAUUGAAACCAAUGAAAGCACACUUGGACUUGGGGGAGAUGGAGCAAGGCAUUCAGUGGAGAGGUAUGUGCUUGAGGAGGGUGGGCUGGGGAAGAGUGGAAAUGAAGAAAUGGGGAAGCGAGCUGAGAAGACGACAUUGGUCCUUCGUUAAGCGGCUUACAGAUGCAGCAAGAGAGGAAGCAGAGAUGGUCUUGUUGGGAGAGGAUGCUGAGAAAGCAACACCCACAGCUGUGGCCUGCGAGUUGGGGCGCUGCCACUCUGCUGGCUGCUCACCAGGUUGGUGGCAGGUGUGCCACACUCAUAACACACACCCCACCUGUUGCUCCCCUUCUCUCCCUGCCACAUGCAGUGGCAGUGCCAUCCCAGCCAGUGAGCCCCGUUUCAUGCAUUGUGGCUCGGCAUCAGUGACUGGGAGUGGAUUGCUACUUGAGAUGAAGUUGUAAACAGCUGGUCCUCUGGGAUAUAAGGCGGUUUCUGCCAUAGGCUGUUCAGAGGCUAAUUAACUUUAAAGGCUGUGGGAGGAAGCAGCAGGAAGAAGCCCAGAAAUGUUAAGUGCUCUUAACGUCUUAUUUAAAUCUCACAGAACCUUUCACAUUUUAAUUUUCUUUGAAGCCAGGGGAGACCAAGGUUUUUCAGAGAGGGAGGUGGGUCUUUCUUAGAGAGACAGAAAGACAGAGAGGGACCAACAUCCUAGCAGUUCUUGGUAGAGUCAAAGUUUGGGACUGUCCACAUGCCCCUUUCUUUGUGUGCUUUGUAGCAGAGGGAGAUUAUUGCAGGCUUUUCUCUCUUUUUUUCCUUUUUGCAUCUCAGGCCUCCCCUGCCUGCCUCUGUGGGCAAUGUUUUCUUUCUCCAACAUGCCUGAAUGAGGUCUGAGAAAACAUAGACUAAAGAGAAAGUCCAGUCAUUGUGGGAACACUUGCCCCAAUCCAGUCAACUGUACCAUGCUGUGACUUAAACCCACUUUCUUGUGUGCCCAGUAGUGGCUUGGGUACUGCAAGCACACAAGCACCAUGGCACACAUAUCGAAUGCCUUACAGCUCCAUUCCUUAACACCUGGCCACAAGCUGGACCUGUGCCUGGGACCCCCACUCUAUGUGUGGUUUUAUGUCACUUGCUUACUCAAAGCCACCCAGAGCAACAGACUGUACACAGAGAGGAAAGAAAUGCUGUAUGGCAAAGGCUGAAAAGGUCUGUGGGUUCCGCACAACAAACCAAGAUGUAGAAAAAACAAGAAAGAGACGUUAAGUGGUAAAGCUGGUGGGGUGGGGGGUGGACGUUGCGACUUGCAAGUCGACGUUGUUGAUCUUUGACCCAUAAUUUUUCGCCGAGAGCAGGAGAGAGGAAAUCUAGGAGGCUGGUGAAGUCAUUGGCGUAGUUUGAUUUGAAAGAGCACAAAAUGUGGUUAAGUAGCUGCAGCAAGGCUUGAGAUCAAACGGGGGCUUUAUUCAUGAUGAGAAAGAGAGCGAGGCUUAAAGGGUAGGUAGCAAAGGCAAGGGGAACAGAUAUCAGGAGCAGGACAUCUGCUUUGCAGGAAGAAGAUUCAGUCCCUGCCAUCUCCAGUUUUUAAAAAAUGGAUCAAGAAGAGAACGGGUGGUGGGAAAGACCUCUUCAUAAGAGACUGGGCAGUCACUGCCAGUCAGUCUACAUGGUACUGGGCAAAAUGGAAAGUCUCAGCUGCUGUAAAAGCCGCUUCCUAGGUUCCCUUAUUUUUAUUCUGUCCAUUAAGUUUCCAGAUUUCAGGCCACUCUUGGUCUUAGGCCUUACCUUACCAGACCUACCUGGAAGUGACACACUAGGGAGAUAUCAACAAUUUCACUGAGUGCAGCUGACACUUGUUAUUUUCCAUGUCACAAGGACGUUGUGGGGUUGGCUUUUCAGUAAACAAGGAGCCAGACCGCCUCCUGAUAUUGCUCCUAAGGAAAGGGUUUUGUUGCCCAAUACCAGCUUACCCUAGCUGUUUUCUAGACUACUGAUGAAAUAAUACUGUGCAGGAGAGAGCAGAGCAGAGUGUUCAGACCCCCUUUCAUUAUUCCACUCGAAACACCAGUGCCGUCAGCCAAGAUUUGCUGUUCUCCUGGGGCAGGUUUGCAAGUAAUACCACUAAUCUAUCCUGUCACAUUCACCACCACCAUGCCUGCCCCACUGCUACCCCAGUGCUCUGCUCAGAAAGAUGGCCACAGUCCAGGUGGAGUUGAAUCUCUGUUCAUUAGAGGGCAAAAGACAUAAAGCAGCUAACCCUCCUGUGCUUGUCCCAAUUAAGGAGAGAAUGAAGCAGAUCUUGUACCGCUUGCUCUGAAGUGGGGGAGAGGGGAGCUGGGAAGGCGACAUAGGGCCUGUAGCUCACAGGUAGAAUAUCUGCCUUACAUGCAAAAGGUCCCGGGUUAUAAAUAAAAGCCCUGAUGUCUCCAGGUAGAGUUGGGGAAAGCUGCCUGUCAGUGUAGACAAUACUAAGCUAGAUGGACUACUCGCCUGACUAUUCUUAUGCUUCCUAUGUUCUUACUUUGUUUAGUCUGUCUGGGGGUGAAACAACUUUCGGAAGGGCUGGGAGGAAACUAACGUGAGCAACCUGACAACAGCAGAGCCUGGGAGGAGAGAGAAAGGAAAGUCAGUUUUUAAAAAGUGAGGACCGGUGAGGUGGGCAGCUUUGGCUUAGGCACUACUUAGCAAUGGUGCAGUUAGGUGGUUUUAGGCCUUAACUGUCUCCCAACCCGCCAAACCUUUAGAUGUAACAUGUAUUGCUUACUUAUCCGCGUUUUUGAAGCAAGCUGUAUUUGGGGAGGGGGAGCGCCUGCUCAUUAUGCUGAGUUGGGUCUGGGUCCUAUAACUUCUGCCCCCAAAGCCCUAUCCCUACAGCACCACUGCAGCUUAAGAGGGUGAGCAUGUGGAGUCUGACAGGGUGCCAUGGUUUUUAAAACUGAUCUACCUGUUGCCAAAAGACCCGAGAGCAGGAUUACUUCCUCAUUCAGAACUGAACCAAGGUAUGGUGUUAUUUUUUAAAAAAACAACACAGAUACAACUGCAAAGCCCCCCACAGUUCUCUGUUUCCAGCAUUUAUUAGUCAGGAUACUGCUCCUUUUGCCUCCCCUGCCUACAAAUAUAUGCCCAAAGAACCUUUCACAGUUUGAAGUUAUGUUUUCCUUGAAAAGAAGCACAUGUUCAAGGUGGGGGGGGGACGC
Zootoca vivipara (common lizard) is the source of this 8722-nucleotide messenger RNA. RefSeq names its product mitogen-activated protein kinase 8 interacting protein 3 (gene MAPK8IP3). NCBI's taxonomy places the organism in Eukaryota, Metazoa, Chordata, Lepidosauria, Squamata, Lacertidae. Gene Ontology annotation, cellular component: cytoplasm. Gene Ontology annotation, molecular function: MAP kinase scaffold activity; kinesin binding; JUN kinase binding. The record is from RefSeq and is a predicted model, not a curated record. Gene Ontology annotation, biological process: vesicle-mediated transport.